Caenorhabditis angaria is the source of this 315-nucleotide messenger RNA. NCBI's taxonomy places the organism in Eukaryota, Metazoa, Nematoda, Chromadorea, Rhabditida, Rhabditidae. The record is from the annotation of a GenBank genome assembly.
AUGCCACGUUGCAAAGUUUGUCUAACAAAGAUUCAAAAAAAUUUUUCGAAAAAUCUUGAUUUUCAUCCGAAAAUAAUAAUUAUCGAUUUUUUGCAGAGCACAUUGAAUACAUCCGGCUUCUACAUUCUCGUUUUAUCCAUCCAAUUGCUCAUAUUAAUCACCAGUAUCGCCUACUGUAAUGUUUUGAUGGGCGGAACCAUCAAACAAUUCAUCUUCUCAAUAUUCGCCGCAAUUUUGCCUUUGAAGUCUACUACAGUACCCCCGGUUACUGUAGCUGAAGAGCAACAAGAAGAAUUGAAUACUGUGGCUACUUGA